Molecule: messenger RNA, 726 nt
Organism: Daphnia pulicaria
Lineage: Eukaryota; Metazoa; Arthropoda; Branchiopoda; Diplostraca; Daphniidae
Exons: 3
Coding region: 122-625 (167 amino acids)
Source: RefSeq, a predicted model, not a curated record
UCGCACUACAACUAUUUAAAGAGCGUCUUAACCUAAAGACAUUCAGUGCAACAACAGAUCUCCUCCUCUCAGCAUCUCUUUUAGCUUUGUUAGUAAAACGAGUUAUAAGUGAAUAUCUGAAAUGCUGAACAAAUCAACAGCGAUCUUCUUAGUUGUAUUGAUUGGUUCGUUGACGACGGCAGUCGCCGGACACCGGAAAUAUCUAGAGCGCAAAUUGGCCGGCAUUCAUCAUCACCUGCUGGGUUCUAGGGGAGAAAGAUGUCCACCAGGAAUGAAACUUGUCUUUAGCACUAGCUCCCCAAGUUUAUUGGCAGGAAACUUUGCAGCCAGGUGUGAACGCUCCGACAUUGCUUCCCCAUUAACCUCGUCUAACACCUUGAUUCAGUCAAGCACAGCCUUCGAUGCGCCAAAAUUCCAGCAGUCUAGCGCAACAUUGCAGCCCAGCGAAAUUUUCAGGCCGUUUCCAUUUUUACCGGGUGCUGCCUUUGGCCAUCAGUUGAUGGGCUUGAAUAGAGCCGCUUUGCCCAGUGGGUUUUUACAGAAAGAGCGAGCAUUGCACAAGACUUUGGGUUCAAAACUAAAUCGACACUCUAUGAAGCACAUUUUCCAUAAAUCUAAAUUUUAACAAGUGAUGAAUUCAUGGACUGCGAGAUAAUACUAAGUGCACAUGUUGGAAAUAAGGAACUGCUCGAAAGGGGAAAAAAAUACAGAAAAGUGUAACGACCA